Messenger RNA from Cucumis sativus (cucumber), 2536 nucleotides. RefSeq names its product probable protein phosphatase 2C 80. The record is from RefSeq and is a predicted model, not a curated record. The coding region runs from base 772 to 2124 and encodes 450 amino acids. The transcript is spliced from 5 exons. NCBI's taxonomy places the organism in Eukaryota, Viridiplantae, Streptophyta, Magnoliopsida, Cucurbitales, Cucurbitaceae.
AGGGAAGGAGAAUGUUAAAUUGAAUUCAUUGGUAGAGGGAUUGGUCAUCAGCUGUGAAAAGAAAAAAACACUCCACGUUUUUAGUCUCUAGAAAUCAUCAUUUCCAUAACUUUAUUUAUUGAAUUGUUGAUUUAAUUGUAAUUUUAUAUUAUCGGAAAUUUGUGAACCCUACAGAGGAAACUGGAGGAGGUUUUGAAUUGGCGUUCGUCAUCCAUUUCGGAUCUCCCUUGGCGCUCCUUUCACUUCCUAGGGUUUAUCCUCUUCUAGUUACUUCCAAUAUUUUCUUCUCAGCCUACCCAUUUUCCUUUAUUAGUCGCUACUUUUGCUAAUCUCCACUAGAUGCACUUUCCUCCAUCUUCAGCCAUUUACUCGCUCUCUUCUCGAUCUUUUUCACACGGAUACCGGUACUUUUUUCUUCAAUUUAUUCUUGUAUUGCACUCUCUUUAAAUCGCGUGCUACGAUUGAGAGAUACCCAUGAGAUAAUACUGUUGAAAUGUGUUGUUCUCUUUCUGUUGACUGUUAUAAAACUUGGGUAUUCAAGCGAAUUGAAGAAUUGAUGGUGUCAAGCGUUACGAAUGAACAUUAUAUGCUACAUCAUUGAGUUUGACUACCAGGGAUAGCUUCUGAUACUGCUUUAGAAUUGAAUUAGUUUAUCAGUCAAGCUACAAAUCUUAUCCAUAUCGGAUAUAGCUCUCUUUAUCUCAUCUCCUGCAGGUUCUAAGUUGAUUGAGACAUUCUCGGAGUCAAAAGCAUUUGCUAAAAGGGACUAAGAUGCUAACAAGAUCUGUUUUGAGGCUUAAUACUACUACAUGCUCUGAUGUUCAGAAAGCAAUAGCCGCUGGACAACAAAGUGGGCUGUGCUAUAUAAACAGUUUGCUGCUUGGACGAGGGGAAUUGUCAUCGAAGGAUUGCCGGGUGUCUCAUUCCUUGCCAUAUUCCACAUUUUCAAUAUCAAAAGCUUUGAAUUUUUCACCAACAUUCCCGUUCAAUAGAAAAACUAUGGCGGCUUCUAGUGCUAAAUCUGUUUCUAGAGAUGUCUAUCUUGAAAAUUUCGUCACAAACCGUGGAAACGGUUUUGCAACACCUGUGCGAGUGUUCAAUCAUAGAAGUUAUGGGAAUUUCCAGAAAGCUCGUAUGAGUUUGAGAAGGAAACAGGCAUCCAAUAAUUGUCUAAUCUCUAACAGUUCAAUUGAUCUAAUGCGUGUGAAGGGCAACUGCUUUCUACAAGUUGGGGUGACCAAUCUUCAUGCCUUACCUCAUGCAUGCUAUGCUGCAGGGACUGCUAAUUCUCCGGCUUUUGACAGCAAUUCUCGUGAUGAUCAGUUCCCAAACUCGACCACUUUGCCAAGCAAAGGUUUAUUAGGUGAAAGAACUUUGAAGCUGCUUUCAGGAUCAUGCUAUCUUCCCCAUCCUGAUAAAGAAGAGACGGGAGGAGAGGAUGCUCAUUUUAUUUGUGUGGAGGAACAUGUAGUUGGCGUUGCGGAUGGUGUAGGUGGUUGGGCAGAUGUUGGGAUUGAUGCUGGAAAGUUUGCUCGCGAACUUAUGUCAAACUCGAUAAAUGCCAUACAGGAGCAGCCUGGGGAAUCAGUUGACCCUGCCAAGGUGUUAGAGAAAGCUCACUCCGGCACUACGGCUAAAGGUUCUUCAACAGCCUGCAUCAUUUCUCUUUCUGAAAAGGGACUCCAUGCUAUCAAUCUGGGGGAUAGUGGAUUCAUAGUUAUAAGAGAUGGAAGCACUAUUUUCAGAUCCCCCGUUCAGCAACAUGGCUUCAAUUUUACUUAUCAGUUGGAGAGCGGCAAUGGUGGUGAUUUACCCAGCUCUGGAGAGAUUUUUAUGAUACCUGUCGCUCUGGGAGAUGUCAUAGUUGCCGGAACGGAUGGCUUAUUUGACAAUCUAUACAGUAAUGAGAUUUCAGCAGUUGUAGUUAACGCAGUUAGAUCUGGGUUGGAACCCGAAGCAACUGCUCAAAACAUAGCUGCUUUAGCACGCCAAAGAGCACUUGAUAGGAACCGACAAACCCCAUUUUCUGCUGCUGCCCAAGAGGCUGGUUAUCGCUACUACGGUGGUAAGCUGGAUGAUAUCACUGUUGUUGUCUCGUACAUAACAAAUUCCACAAGUACAUGAUUGAGUGCAAUCUCUGUUACUACAAUGGAGCCUGAUUGAAAUGUAUUUCAUUGCAACAUAAUGGUGAUUGUGUGGAUUGACAAUCUUUGGUCCCAGUUUUUCUUCCAUGGAGUGCCGUUGACAAAGCUGAAUGGUUUUUUUAAUUCAAUCAUCGUUCGCAAAUUUACUAAGAUUUCUGUAAACCCCUUUCACUUUGUACUUUAGAAGCAGUCUUUAGGCAGAUGAUAGAUGUUACUUUAGAUUUUUUAGUAAAGAAAUAGCCGGAGCAUACCCCACUGAUUGAUUCAAUCUCUUGACGUUCUUGCUUCUAGUGAAUGAAUUGACUCGAAUAAUACGGUUUUAGAACUGUUAAAUUUGUGACAUAACAAUUUCCUUUACUAUAUUUAUUACUCGUUUUGGUGUUUGAGCACAA